UCCCAGGUACAUCAGCUGUCCUCCUGCUGCAGAGAUGGUGCAAGCAACUCCCUUGCUGCUGGUGCUCUUCCUGGCCCUGGGGGCUCAUGGCCUGGCUGUGAAAAAGUGCUCCCUGACCGGGCGCUGGGUCAAUGACCUGGGUUCCAACAUGACCAUCACAUCCGUGAAUGCAAAAGGUGUCUUUGCUGGCUCCUACCACACGGCUGUGACAGCCACCUCCAACGAGAUCAAGCUGUCACCGCUGCAGGGAUCCAUGCAGAAGGGCCCUAACCAGAAGGGCCAGCCCACCUUUGGCUUCACCGUCAACUGGAGCUUUUCAGAUUCUGUCACUGUUUUCACGGGCCAGUGCUUUGUGGAUGAGUAUGGAAAGGAAGUCUUGAAGACCAUGUGGCUGCUGAGGUCACACGUGGAGAACAUAAAAAAUGACUGGAAAGCCACCAGGGUGGGCACCAACGUCUUCACCCGCCUGCAGUCACAGGAGUGAGGGUGACAGCGGGGGCUUCCCAGCAGUGACAGGGGUGUGGCCCCUGCUCCUGCAGCACCACCUGCUUCUCCCAAUAAAGCUUUGCUGCAAGCGCC
Messenger RNA from Pyrgilauda ruficollis (rufous-necked snowfinch), 579 nucleotides. RefSeq names its product avidin-like. NCBI's taxonomy places the organism in Eukaryota, Metazoa, Chordata, Aves, Passeriformes, Passeridae. The record is from RefSeq and is a predicted model, not a curated record. Gene Ontology annotation, molecular function: biotin binding. The transcript is spliced from 4 exons. The coding region runs from base 35 to 484 and encodes 149 amino acids.